CUUACAACGCCUUGAACGGUUGAGCUGUCUGGUGCUCGUCGUGCUGAGGGACAAACAACGAAACGUUAAAUCGUAUCUUUUGUAAAAACGUCGGAAUCAAGAUCAUUUUGACGGCGUAUAAAUCAUCAAAACACGUCAUCGUGUACAAUCGUGUGCCCUUUUUAAUGUACCUUUGCAUAUAAAGAAAUUAUAGUUUCUGUGUGUCUUUAUUAUUUAAUUGAAAAUUACAUCAAAGAUCGUUGCUUUUGAAGAGUGAAUAUUUGUAGGAGUUUUUCCGACGAUGGGCCGCAGGAAAAAGAGCUCGAAAAAAACCUCGGACUUUUUUCACAAAGCGUGCGAGAAUGAAUCGCCGGGAAAAUCGAAUUCCGAUGAAACAAAGGUCGUAGAACAGAAAGGGAAAAAUCAUCUUAUACUCGAAAGCACGAUUGACGUUUAUGCACGUUUGAAACUGCCACUUGUGCAGUCGACGCAUCAUCGAACGUUAGGUGACAAGGAGAACGAUGACGAGGAUAUUCUCGAGCUGGACUUUUGGCCGCGCUUCGUUUUUGCGUCAAACCUGUGUCUCGUUUGCAUGGAGGGAUCGCAAGUGACCUGCGAGUUUUGCAGCAUGGUUUCCUACUGCAGCGACGAGCACAAGAAGCAAGACUGGCCGAAACAUCGCAACCUGUGCAAAGUUUUGACCGAGGUCUGCGUCAGUGGGGGAGGCUUGUCGUUGCUACCGGAACUUACCCCGGACGAGUAUCGCGUUUACCGGCUGAAGUUGAUCGAGAUCGUCGAAUGCAGUUUAGGUAGACCCCUCGAGCUCUGGGAGAAAGAGAUUAUUCUUUACUCCCGUGUAUGUCGUAGCUGUCGUCUCUUCUCCAAGAUGCUUCGAAGCUGUUCUACGUGCGAGAUCGAGUUGCACUGCGACAAUCACGACGGCAGACACGAGGAAUGGUGUCGAGAGUUUCAGGUUUUUCGCAGAGUGUUGCUUAUGCAGUACGAAAACGGCUAUGUCGACCCUGAAAUACCGGAUACCUUACAGAAAAAUCCGCUCCGUCUCCCGGACAAUUUUGAUUCGUUGAUGGCGCGUCUUUAUGAUAAUUCAACUUAUUAUCGCAGUAUGGAUUGCUACACGUAUUGCAGCCUCUCGCACAUAUCGACCAUUCCGCUGACCGCUCUGUACUCCAUGCAAAUUUCGUGUCAGAACUGGGAAACUGUCGACACUUUUGUUAUCCACGUGAUAGGUGCAGAGUUUCAGUUCGAAUGUAUACAUCUGCACGUGUGGGAGAAGUUCUUCCUGCAUUUAAUUCCAAACUUGAAACGUCUUAGAUUGAUGUUCGUCGGGCCAGAAUUGAGACUGCCGACAGUUCCCUUGAAUCUGCUGGCCGCUGUAAAGAUCUGCACGGCCUGUAAGUCGUUCGAUCGUCACGUGAAUGUUUCGUUUCACCCUGGUAAAUUCUAUCACGAUUUCUGUCGUUCAAAACAGUUCGUAAAACCGAAUCUCGUGUGUCUCUUUAAUCCGGGUCUUUAUCGGCAAACUGGUUUCGAAGGUAGAGAUACAUGGCCAGAAACGAUAAGAGAAUUCUGCAAAACGGGUGUUCCCGUUUGUAUAACAUCUUACACGAAGCAUGAAAUUCCUCGGGAAAUGACGAGGAUAAAAUCAAUCGCCGAUGCGAAGACAAUUUUGGAGCCACGAAGAAAUCCAUAUGCUUCGAUUAAACCCGAUAGAAAUUUCGUCAGCGACGAUACGGCGCCACUAAUUUAUAAAAAUUAUUAUCUCGCUAUUGUGAGAGGGAAAUCGUAAAAAACAUUUGGAAAUGAUGAGGCAACAUGUUGAAAAUGAUUUUCUUGAAUUUUCUUGAAUCUAUAUCGCAUUUAUAUUUUCCGAAUGUUCGCAUCCGACUGCACGUCUUCCUUGAAUAUUUAUGAGAAGAUAUAUUUAUAUAUUGUACAUUUUAUUUUAUAACAUUGCUCCAGCUUUGUAUGUGUUUGCCAAACCUAUAAAGAAAUUUCGAAAAAUGUUCGUCAAUACAAUAAUAAAAAAUACUAAAUUCGAUGUACAUAACGAUAAAAUCAGUUUUUGUUAUUAAACCUUCUUCGAUUUGGAUUAUCAUCUAAGCGACUUAUUCGCACAUACAUAUUUAUGUAUUUACAUAAUUAUUAUAAUAUAAAACUUAUGAGGAACUAUAUUUUAAUCACAUACCGUUAUAAUUUAUACAUGUAGUGACCCACGUGUAAAACUUAACUAUAAGACUAUCAGAAAAUUUUAAGAAAGUUUAAUUUGACAUUAUAUUUAUAUCUUUUUGUUAUGAUAAUAUUAA
Harpegnathos saltator (Jerdon's jumping ant) is the source of this 2303-nucleotide messenger RNA. RefSeq lists its product as uncharacterized. Lineage: Eukaryota; Metazoa; Arthropoda; Insecta; Hymenoptera; Formicidae. The record is from RefSeq and is a predicted model, not a curated record. The transcript is spliced from 2 exons. The coding region runs from base 281 to 1786 and encodes 501 amino acids.